CACGCCUUCCAGCCGCUGGACGCGUGGGCGAAGGCUCUGCAAUUGGCCGAGCGCCUGGAGGACCGCCGCGCCAUCCUGAGCGCCUUCGUGGGCGCGCAGCGCUUGGCCCUGCAAGGGGGCCUGGCCAAGCUCCCCGGGUCGGGCCCCGCGGGCGCCCUGCUGCUUGCGUGCUCGCGGCUCGGCUGGCGCAUGGCCUCAGACCAGACGCUGCGCGACGACCUCGGCCGCGAGGUGGAUCUCAUGGCCAGCAGCCGCCACACCCUGCAGGGCAUCGUCGAGGCAGGCUUGCGCAGGCAGCUUUGGCGUGACGCGGCAGACCAUCAUGAGGAGUUGGAGGCUCUGCGCCGCGGCGGGGCCGUCGCCAGCAUUCGUUACGCCUUCCUGUCCAAGAAAGCGACGGCGAGGCUGGCGGCCUGCAGCUCCUCGGCACGCAACGCCUUGGUGGGCUGCCUGUGGCCG
This is a messenger RNA of Prorocentrum cordatum, 459 nucleotides long. The record is from the annotation of a GenBank genome assembly. NCBI's taxonomy places the organism in Eukaryota, Dinophyceae, Prorocentrales, Prorocentraceae.